GCCAGGGUCAGCAUCGCCGUCACGGCUGAUUCUGCUUCCCGCGGUCCGCCCGGCGCGGGCCCGUCCCCCGCUCCCGCCCUCCCGCGAAGGGGCGCGGCUUCCCGGAGGGGCCCAUGCCGGGCUCCCUCUCUGCGAGGGUGCCAUUAAGGCGCGCUUUGGAGUCGGGAACGGAGGAGCCACAGGUGCAGCCCGAGCCUCCCCGUAAGGAUGCCUUAAGACGAGAACUAUGGAUAAAUAUAUCAAAGUACGGAAGAUUGGAGAAGGAUCCUUUGGGAAAGCAAUACUUGUCAAAGCUAAAGAAAAUGACCAAGAAUAUGUUAUUAAAGAAAUAAACAUCUCUAAGAUGUCAAAUAAGGAGAGAGAAGAAUCAAGGAGAGAAGUUGCGGUUUUGGCUAACAUGAAGCACCCAAAUAUUGUCCUCUGUAGGGAGUCAUUUAAAGAAAAUGGCUGUCUGUACAUAGUGAUGGAUUACUGUGAAGGUGGAGACCUAUUUAAAAAGAUAAAUGCCCAGAAAGGAAUCCUGUUCUCUGAAGAUCAGAUUCUGGAUUGGUUUGUACAAAUCUGUUUAGCACUAAAACACAUACAUGAUAGAAAAAUCUUGCAUCGGGACAUAAAGUCACAGAAUAUAUUUUUAACUAAAGAUGGAACAAUACAGCUGGGAGAUUUUGGAAUCGCCAGAGUUCUGAACAGUACUGCAGAGUUGGCACGCACUUGCAUAGGAACACCGUACUAUUUGUCACCUGAAAUAUGUCAGAACAAGCCUUACAACAAUAAAAGUGAUAUCUGGGCCCUUGGUUGUGUUCUCUAUGAAAUGUGCACACUUAAAUAUGCGUUUGAAGCCGGUAACAUGAAGAACUUGGUCCUGAAGAUAAUCUCUGGACCUUUUCCUCCUGUUUCUAUGCAUUACUCCUAUGAUCUACGUAAUCUGCUGUCACAGCUAUUUAAAAGGAAUCCUAGGAAUAGACCAUCAGUGAACUCCAUAUUGGAGAAAAACUUUAUAGCCAAACGGGUUGAAAAAUUUCUCACACCAGAGCUUAUUGCAGAAGAAUUCAGUCACAAAAUUUUCCACAAGUUUGGACCACAUGCUUCACCAGCUAAAAGACCAGUUCAAGAACAAACACUGACUUCAGUUGCACCAGCUCAGAAAAUUACCAAACCUGCUGCAAAAUACGGAGUACCUUUAACUAUCAGGAAGUCUUGUGGUGCACCUAAAAACCCUAAUGAGAAGAAGCCAUUGACUAAAAUUAGACAGGAACCUUCAAAAAAGAAAAGGUUAGAAUUGCCUGAAAAAGAAAAACGCCAGAGAGAGCAGAUGAGUUUACCGAAGGCAGAUGAAAUGAGAAGAUUGGAAAAAGAAAGGAUGGAACGAAUAAACAGAGCCAGGGAACAAGGAUGGAGGAAUGUGCUUGGUUCAGGAGGAAGUGGUGUUAAGGCACCAUAUUAUGUCAGUGGAGGUGGUGUUGGGCCUUUUCCUGUGUCUUCCAGAGGAUGCUAUGAACACUAUCAUGCUAUUUUUGACCAGAUGCAACAGCAAAAGGAAAAUGUCUUCAGAGUAGCUGAAGAGAGGGAAGCCAAAUUGAGGGCAAAACUACAAGACCGAGGAGCUGUUGAAAGAGGAAUUCCACCUGCAACACAUCCAGGAGUUCCUAAGGGACCUGCAGGUCAUCACCAUUUACCUGAUGUUGGUAAAAGGAAAAGAUUGAAGGAGGUGUCUAAACAAGCCAAUGCAAACAGGCAAAAAGGAUGGAUAGCUGCAGAUAGAGCAAAGCAAGUUGAAGAAUUCUGGCUACGAAAGAGAGAAGCCAUGGAAAACAAAGCUCGAGCUCAGGGACACAUGGGUACACUGCAAAACAUGGCAGAUACCUAUGGAGGCAGGUCUGUUUCUGCAAGAGGAAGGAAAUCCAGAAACAAGGAGGAAGAGGAAUAUUUGGCAAGAUUGAGACAGAUCCGGCUACAAAACUUUAAUGAACGUCAACAGAUCAGAGCAAAACUUCGUGGAGAUAAGACUUUCACUUUGCAGAAUGAAGCUACCAGUUCUGAUGGGCAGGACUCUAGUGAGGAAGCAGAAUUGAAAUGCAAGAAGAUAGAAAUGCAGAAGGCCCAAGCAAAUGCUCGUGCUGCAGUCCUGAAGGAACAGUUGGAGCGAAAAAGAAAGGAAGUGUAUGAAAGAGAGAAAGGAGCCUGGGAAGAACAUCUGAUUGCAAAAGCGGUAAAGAAUCCUAAUGUGCCUUUUCAUGUGGAAGCUACAGAACAUAGUCCUAUGAAUGGACUGCAAGAGCCUGGAGCAGCUCUUCCUAAGCCACAACUUCCAGUGAAGCCUGGUGUACCUGUCAUCUCCAUGACUUCUGCUUUGAAGGAAGUGGGUGUGGAUGAACAUGUAAUAACUGCUGUCCAGGAAUCUGAGGAGGAAAUAAAAAAGCCAAAUUUUGCAAUACAAAAUAAGCGAGAAAUUCUGAGAAGAUUAAAUCAAAAUCUUAAAGCUCAAGAAGAUGGGAAAGGAAAAAAGGAGGGUAAAAAUACCUCUGAAUCAGCUGGAUCUGAAGAUGGUAAGGAACAACAAGGUGACCAGCCACUUCUGGGAGAUCGCAAAAAAUGGGAAUCUGGGGCAUCUGAGUUGGUUGUUCCUCUAGCUCAGUUAUCGAUGGAAGAUUCUUUCUCUGGAACAGAGUGUCAAACUCUGGGGGAAGUAAUUAAGUUAGAUAUUGGUGAACCUCACAGGAAAGUCUGGGGAAAAAGCCCUACUGAUUCAGUUCUGAGGAUCCUAGGAGAAGCAGAGCUGCAGCUGCAAACUGACAUACUUGAGGAACAAGAUGAGACCAAUGGUACUGCAGAACUUCUUGAAGAAGAUCAUCAGUCAUCAGAGGAGAAAGAAGAGAAGGCUUUUUCUCCUGUUGGAACUCAGUCUGCAGUACCAGUUGGUGUUACAAAGUCUGUCAUGACUGUACCAGAAGAAUCUCCAAGAACUGGACCCACCCUGGUACAGAGCAAACCUGUUAUGCUGGAUGAGCCUGAUGAUUUGGAAGCAGAGGUGCUGGAAGAAAUGGAAGAUAAAAAGCACCAGAGUAAGGAGAAUGAGGAGUUUCCUAGCACUGUUAAUGAAGUGGCACAAACUGACGGAAUGAAUGAGGCAGCUUUGGAGGAGGCAGCUUCAAAGAAAGCAGCGCUCAACAAGGUGCAACCACAAAAGGAAACUGCAGCAGAAACUUGCUCCAGUGACUCUCAGCAAGCUGAACCCUUGUUCCAGAGGGUGAUACAGCCCACAGCUGUACCAACAGCCUCACCAGUUCUGUCAGCUCAGUCUUCGCAGGAAGAGUCUUUUGUACCUUGUUCACGUUCCAUAUUGCCAGCAAGAAAUGAAGGCAAAAGUUCUUUAUGAAGCUGUGUCUAAAAGUGAAAUCCAAUUGUGAGAUGAUACCUUGUUUAGAUUCAACAAGUCUCUGUUUCAAAAAAGUCCCUUUUUUUCUGUAGCCACAGCACUGACAUGGCAAGAUGGAGGAAAAUUAUGAGACAUAGGAAUAUUAUUAUGUAUCAGAUGUUUAUACCCUUCUACUUAUGUUAUGAUACUCCCUGGAAAGCACAGACAUAGACCAGAAACCCAUCUGUAUCAGUUUUCCUAAACUCCAGAAUUCAUGAGGGAGGAAACCUUUUCUUAAUGAACUGUACAUAUUUAGCAGCUUCAAUAUUUCCACUACUAUGACUGAAAAAUAAAAUAUUAGAGAUGCAGUGUGAGUGAAUAUUUGCUUGGAAAUCCUAAUAAUCAGAGAAUAUCAUUACCAUUGGAAACAACCAAGUUAGCAUAUCCAGAAAGUAAGACAGAAAAACCUGUCACACUAUCAGCUUAUCCAAACCUACACAAUCCAUGCAUGAAAAAGAAAAAAAAAGGCAAUUUUUUAUACAUACACAGAAUUCAAUAACUAUGACAGCAAAUUUAAAGUUACAGAAUAUCUGAAUUGGAAGGGACCCACAAGGAUUAAGUUCAGCUCCUGACCCUGCACGGGACAGCCCCAAGAAUGGGGGGCUGAGAGCCCCAUGCCACAUGCCUGAGAACCUUGUCCAAAUGCUUCUUGAACUCAGUCUUGCUGUGAUGGGUUCCCUGGGGAGCCUGUUCUAGUGCCCAGCCACCCUCUGGGUGAAGAAACUUUCCCUAAUAUGCAACCUAAACCUCCUGUGACACAGUUUCAUACCAUUUCUUAGGGUCAACUUGAAAGCUAGAACUACACACAAGCUUUUGGAUUGCUUCCUUUUUGAGUUGCAGUUGGCGAGAUGAGUAACUGGAACUUAAACAUUUGUCUAGCUUUUUCAUCACCCAUAGACAAGGGGUCUCAUUUGAUUUUAAAAGAGCAGGCUUUAACUUCUUUUUGUUUUAUGGUAAUUUGUAUGUAUCUUAUGGUUUACUGUAGCAGGAACAGGAUAACUUAGAUCAUAAGGCAGAGCUAUCCACAGCUGGGCCUCAGACCAGGCCUCAGGCCGGGGCCUAGUAGGCCUAGUACGUCCAGCAUACGUAGUACCAGAUAAGGUUAUCUGGUACUGGGAGUGUGUUAAGGUAGGGGUGCUACUAGCAUGGAACAGUUACUGGGAAGACACGGUGGCUACCUUAAACUGCAAUAGCUUACAUACUUCUGUAUGUCCACUGCCUAUCACAGUGCACCUGCUAACUGUAAACGACUCACUCUGUAUAUAACCCGCCAUCUGGGUGAAUAAACCGGAGUACGUGCUGGAACACCA
Prinia subflava (tawny-flanked prinia) is the source of this 4725-nucleotide messenger RNA. RefSeq names its product NIMA related kinase 1 (gene NEK1). The record is from RefSeq and is a predicted model, not a curated record. Gene Ontology annotation, molecular function: ATP binding; protein kinase activity. Bases 227 to 3376 code for a protein of 1049 amino acids. The transcript has 30 exons. Gene Ontology annotation, biological process: protein phosphorylation. NCBI's taxonomy places the organism in Eukaryota, Metazoa, Chordata, Aves, Passeriformes, Cisticolidae.